Amoebophrya sp. A120 is the source of this 2793-nucleotide messenger RNA. Lineage: Eukaryota; Dinophyceae; Syndiniales; Amoebophryaceae. The record is from the annotation of a GenBank genome assembly.
UAGAAGAUGUGAUUUCGAUGCAAGCGGUACAAGACUAGAAGCUUUCUCCGGAUUGUUGUUACCAAAGGCUGUUUAAUAUUUCUCUAUCGCGUAUUCAGUGUGGAAGCGGCGUGGAUUUCAAUUUAGUAAGUAAUACCACUUGAUGUUGAUGAUGCUUUUUACUAUAAUUUUCUGAAAAUACUCCGCUAGAGCUGCAUAGGUUCAGGUUUGUUCUUAAGUUUGGAUUUAUUGAGUUGUAGUUGUUCUUCUUUGUUCGGCUUGUUUCGAUCGGCGUCGCUGCUUUUAAUCUGUAUCUCAGCGCUCUCAUCACCCCAAAAAGAAACAAAAGCAGAUGGCGUCUUUCACAUCAAUGCCCAUGCCGCGGCGCGACCCGAUCCCCGUCACCGUGCUCACGGGGUUCCUUGGCAGUGGAAAGACGACAUUGGUGAACCACAUUUUGAAUGACCAGACGCACGGAAUGCGAUUCGCGAUCAUUGAGAACGAGAUUGGCGCUGUUGGUGUCGACAACAAAAUUUUGGAUCUCCCGAAAGCGAACAUUGAAGACGAGAUGCUGGAGGUGAUCAACGGUUGCAUCUGCUGCAAGGUGCGUGGGGACCUGGUGACGGCGCUGAAGCGUCUGUACAACAAGGUGCACAAAUUCGACGGGGUGAUCAUCGAAACCACGGGUCUCGCGGACCCCGCCCCGGUGGCGCAGACGUUUUUCCAGGAAGAGGGGAUUUCCGUGCUGUACAAACUGGACUGCAUCUGUGCGGUGGUGGACGCCAAGCAUGUGGAGCAGCACUUGGACGACAAAAACAAAAAGCCGAAGGGCUUCCAGAACGAGACGGAGGAGCAGCUGGCGUUCGCCGACGUCGUGUUGCUGAACAAGACCGAUUUGGUCGCCGACCCUCCGGCCCUGGACGCGCUGGAGAAGCGCAUCAAGACGAUCAACUAUCAAGUGUAAAAAUGUCUGGGUCUGGAAGAUUCUUAGACUUGUCAUGCAUGUUUUCCCUGGGCCAUGAUGUCUGUGAUGCAUGCCCUAGCAUCACAGAUUUUUGGAGGGCCUCGCGAUGCCUAUUCCGCAUGACAAAUGCCCUCUCCGCGUAGCAAAAAUUGCACUCCCUUUGCUGCUCAUGCAAAACAGAUUUUUUUGGAAUCCAAAUUCAGCAUCACAAGUUGCAUUCUUCCAGACCCAGACAUUUUUACAUUUGAUAUCAACCACGGGGCGCCCAUCUACCGCACCGAACAGAGCAAGGUGGACCCGAAGAAGCUGCUGAACGUGGGCGCCUUCGACCUGGAGCGCGUCCUGGAGAUGGACCCGGAGUUUCUGAACCCCCACGGCCACUUCCGCCACGACAAGACCGUGAGCUCGCACUCCGUGAAGUUCGAGGGUGACUUGAACGUGUCCCGCAUGCAGCGCUGGCUGCGGCAGCUGAUCUCGCAGAAGAGCGACGACCUGUUCCGCUACAAGGGAGUGCUUUCCGUGAAUAACAUGCCACAGAAGUUCGUUUUCCAGGGCGUGCACAUGAUGAUGGUCGCGGACUACUUUCCGGACAUGCAGUGGGCCCUGGGCGAACCGCGCGACUGCCGGUUGGUUUUCAUCGGGCGGGACCUGGACAAGGCGGAGCUCAUAUCGCAUUUAACAACGUCCCCACUCCAUAGUUGUAAAAUCUGCACGCUGAAUUUGAACAUGUUUCUCAUGCGGAGCCCCAUGAGAAGCGUUGUCUCGUCGUGUUUUGGAAUUUGUCAUGCUCCAAUCAGCAUGAUAUACUACCUCCAACAGCACUACACUGCGAGUCCAAAUUUUUCUUGCAAAACAGCCAAAACUUGUGGACUUGUCGAGCCGAUUUCCCAGCUGGACUAUGGGCUGAGGACGUUUUUAUACAGGAUAGCUCACCAAGCAGGCGAUGGACUGCAAGGCGGAGGAGCAGCUGCGCUUCAAAAUCGGGGACAUUGUGGAGGCCAAGACGGGGACGAACCGGUGGGAACAGGGAAGAGUGAUCAAGAUCUGGGAUCAGGGCCAUCCCUACCGCAUCGAGGUGCUCGACUCCGGGAAGAACGUGUGGGGCCCGGAAGACCGAGACAUUUGUGUCCGUGCGGUUCUCGAAUGCGCGGAGUUGACUGCACAAUGAAGGGAGAAGAUAGCACGGAAAAGUAUAUUAAGUAAGUGAUGGGUACUCAAAUUUACGCGGAUGUUGGCUAACAUGCCGAUCAUGCGCAAGUUGAUGAAACAGUGCCCUACUAGUUGCGACGCCCUUUCCAGGCUGUGGAGGUUAUCGCCACAAUGAUGAUAAUUUCCUGAUCGAUAGCAUAAGAUAGUCGCAUCGAGUUUGAGAUGCUUUUAUCGUCGACUUAUUUUUCACAGGAAAGAAACUCCGCAUCUGGAAUUUCUUUUCGUUUCGACUUGGAAUAUGGUUUGAUAUCUUUUUCUUUUGUUUCGCAGUAAAAGAGUAGCAGUGAUUCUUUCCGUUUCCAAGAAGGAUAGAUACGAAAGCGAGAUACAAACAUAUUGCAAGUAAGUAUCAUCCAGACCGCCUCGAGGAAACUAAUCACGGCUUAAUGGUUCAUUCUUCAAAUAGAUUCACCCGACUAGUGCACGUACAUGGUAGAUUUGUUUGCAUUUCCGGUGAUCAUGUGGUUUUCUUUGGCUUGCACAUAAGGAAGAGAGGUUUGAUUGAUUCCGCAAAUUUGUCUUCUGCGACAACACAAAGAGUGGCUGCGCGUGGACAGAGCCUAAACCAAAAUUUGCUAUCAAUAAAGAGCGGUUAAAAUGCUAUAAAAAAGUCAGAGUUAUAGAAACACGCACAGAUAAAA